AUGGGAAUAACAUUCUACGCCCUCGACGCAUAUGCGAUCAUUGGGGUACCAAAGAACGCCACCACUAAGGAGAUCCAAGAAAUGUAUCACAGAAGAAUUCUGGCUUGGCAUCCCGAUAAGUAUUUCGAGAAGGACGAGAAGAAGAACAUAUCGAAAGUUGUUGAGGAAAGGUUCAAGUAUAUACAAAGCGCGUGGGAGAUGCUUUCUGACGAGCCCAUCGGCCAGAACCCGAUUUAUAGCGACUUCAAUAAUACCAGCAUCCCAACAACCGAGGAAGCCCAAGACAAGUAUGCUAGCGCUAGCCGGGAGCAUGGCGGGACCACAUCAGCCCCUCAAGGCCCGCAAAAUUACAUGUCAUUUGAAGGGAUAUUGCGUGAGAGACAGAAGGAAAAGGAUGAUAAGAAGGAUUCCUGGGAGACCCGAUCCCAGGCAGGAUGGUAUAAAGAUGGCACUGGCACUGACACUGGCAAGGCGGACCCGAGGGCCUCUCGAGCGAAGCAGUCCGCUCAGGAAUCAACCAUAGCUUCUAAGACAGCCUCCAAAACAGCCCUCAGAGGAGUUCAGAAGCAAGCUUCUCGAUUAUAUGUCUCGCGCCAACGAUUGCACUGGUCAAAGCCAGAAGGUGCUCGUCCGAUUCCUUGGCUAGAGGAGACCUGGAGUCUUUCCGGGGAUGGUUUGAGCCACAAUAUCCGGUAUAUCCGUAUUAUAGGCCGAAUCGGGAAACCGUUCGCUAUCUUAAGUUCCGAAGGGGAGGUGUUGGAGGUGGAACGGUUUCGACUCGUUAACGGCGAGCGCUGGACCAGAAUAACCUACCCCCCUCUUUAUGGGUGA
Molecule: messenger RNA, 831 nt
Organism: Penicillium macrosclerotiorum
Lineage: Eukaryota; Fungi; Ascomycota; Eurotiomycetes; Eurotiales; Aspergillaceae
Product: J domain-containing protein
Exons: 2
Coding region: 1-831 (276 amino acids)
Cellular component (GO): cytoplasm; nucleus
Molecular function (GO): protein folding chaperone; protein-folding chaperone binding
Source: RefSeq, a predicted model, not a curated record